AUGUCAGACUCGACGCCUGAUGGCACUUCGCCUCGAACCUUUGCGCUCAACCACUUGAGACCAAAAUCAAGUUUCAAGGGAUGCUCCCGUAUUUCCGACUAUGAAUUGCUAGGCAAGCUGGGAGAGGGAACCUUUGGUGAGGUUCAUCGUGCCCGCCAGCGCAAGACUGGCAUACAUGUCGCCUUGAAAAAAAUCAUCAUGCAUCAUGAAAAGGAUGGCUUUCCCAUUACCGCCCUUCGCGAGAUUAAGCUCCUUAAGCUCUUGUCGCACAAGAACAUCCUGAGGCUCGAGGACAUGGCCAUCGAGCACCCUACCAGACAGACUGAUAAGCGCAAAAAGCCCAUCGUAUACAUGGCCACUCCCUAUAUGGAUCACGAUCUUUCCGGUCUUCUCGAUAACCCCUCGGUCCAUUUCAAGGAGGCGCAGAUCAAGUGCUACAUGCUGCAACUGCUCGAAGGCCUGCGAUACCUCCACGACAGCCGUAUUCUGCACCGAGACAUGAAAGCUGCUAAUCUGCUCAUCAACAACCAAGGUAUCCUUCAGAUUGCCGAUUUCGGUCUCGCUCGACACUACGAAGGAGAUGUUCCAAAGGCUGGCCAAGCCUACGGCGUAGGAAAACGUGAUUACACUGGUCUGGUGGUUACUCGAUGGUACCGACCACCUGAGCUUUUGCUACAAUUACGGCAAUACACCCCCGCUAUUGACGUUUGGGGAGUAGGCUGUGUUUUGGGCGAGAUGCUCUUCGGAAAGCCCAUUUUGGCUGGCGAAAGUGACGCACAUCAGCUGGACAUGAUCUGGGACCUGAUGGGAACUCCUAAUGAAGACAACAUGCCCGGGUGGAAGCAGUUGCCUGGGGCUGAUCAUCUGUCACCUCGACCACGAACUGGCAACCUCCAGAACAGAUUUCGAGAGUACGGCUCGGGCGCAGUCUCACUAUUGAAAGAACUUCUUAAGCUGGACUGGCGGACACGAAUCAACGCAGUGGACGCUUUACAACACCCGUGGUUCAAGAUGGCGCCUCUGCCAUUAGAGCCCCACGAGAUUCCCGUUUAUGAAGAAAGCCACGAGCUGGACAGAAGAAAGUUCCACGACCGCAAAGCUGCCUUGCCCCCUGCCCCCAAAGGUGGGACUGUAGGUAUUGGCCCAGAUGCGAAGGGCGCCACAGCGGGCUUCAACAGCAACGAGCCUUACGGAAAUGGCGUCCCGCUUGGCAACGAGAUCGAGGCGCUGGGUUACCGCCACGACCGCCUCCGAACGAUGACACGGACUAUCGUGAGCGAGGACCCCCUCGUGGUAGAGGAGCACCUGGGCCAAGAGCCCCUCCAGAUGUCGACACGUACAUACCCGCCUAUAAUCGGGACGAUCCAGGCCGACGGAGGGAUGACCGCCCUCCUCCACCACCCAGAGAUGAUCGCCGGCGACGCAACAGCAGAGAAGACCGACGAUACGAUAGAGACCGUGGCACCAUCAGCCGCAGUAGGUCACCCAGGCAUGAUCGUUCAAGAGAUCGAGACAGGCAAGACCGUGAUAGGCCAGACCGUGAUGCAUACCGGAGAUAGAAUCCAGCAUCAGCGAUACCGCCUCACGUGUACGCAGGCCACAAAGGGAAGAGAGAUCCAGUACCACCACAUCGAGGAGGGAUGA
This is a messenger RNA of Fusarium tjaetaba, 1644 nucleotides long. RefSeq names its product serine threonine kinase BUR1. Gene Ontology annotation, cellular component: nucleus. The coding region runs from base 1 to 1644 and encodes 547 amino acids. The record is from RefSeq and is a predicted model, not a curated record. The transcript has 7 exons. Gene Ontology annotation, biological process: protein phosphorylation. Gene Ontology annotation, molecular function: cyclin-dependent protein serine/threonine kinase activity; ATP binding. Lineage: Eukaryota; Fungi; Ascomycota; Sordariomycetes; Hypocreales; Nectriaceae.